UCGGCAGGUUGGAAAGAUGGCGGCUCACACGAAGAAAGCUUUCGAAGUGUUUGUCUCUAAAAUACCAUGGACCACGGCAAGCCAGGAGCUGAAGGAGUAUUUUGGACAGUUUGGACAAGUGAAGAAAUGUCUUUUACCUUUUGAUAAAGAGACUGGCUUUCACAGGGGCUUCUGCUGGAUUGGGUACACCACUGAAGAAGGUCUUCAAAAUGCACUGCAGAAGGACCCACAUAUUAUAGAAGGAUCAAAGCUCCAGGUGCAAAAGAACAGAAGAGUAUUUGUGGGACGGAGGAUAAACAGAGAUGCUGGUGACUCAAGCUGAAAAAAUUGUUUAUGUACACCAUGUUACUAAUGUAUAAUUUUAAUAAAGUUUACAUUGGCAUUGUUUCCCCA
This is a messenger RNA of Lepisosteus oculatus (spotted gar), 393 nucleotides long. It is a transcript of the gene slirp, whose product is annotated as SRA stem-loop interacting RNA binding protein. Gene Ontology annotation, molecular function: RNA binding. The record is from RefSeq and is a predicted model, not a curated record. NCBI's taxonomy places the organism in Eukaryota, Metazoa, Chordata, Actinopteri, Semionotiformes, Lepisosteidae.